Molecule: messenger RNA, 3191 nt
Organism: Musca vetustissima
Lineage: Eukaryota; Metazoa; Arthropoda; Insecta; Diptera; Muscidae
Gene: Atpalpha
Product: sodium/potassium-transporting ATPase subunit alpha
Exons: 10
Coding region: 37-3159 (1040 amino acids)
Biological process (GO): intracellular potassium ion homeostasis; proton transmembrane transport; potassium ion import across plasma membrane
Cellular component (GO): membrane
Molecular function (GO): ATP hydrolysis activity; ATP binding; P-type sodium:potassium-exchanging transporter activity
Source: RefSeq, a predicted model, not a curated record
UUUUUUUAUUGUUUUUUUGGUGUUUAAAAAAAUAAUAUGAGUCGUUCGGAUUUCGAGCAUGGGAGAGCGGACUCCUAUCGGGUCGCAACGGUUGUACCAACCGAUGACGACAAUCUUACAGCCGAUGGCCAUUACAAGACAAAACGCAAGAUGCCGGCUAAAGGGGCGAAAAAAGAAAAUUUAGAUGAUCUCAAACAGGAGUUAGAUAUCGAUUAUCAUAAAAUCACUCCUGAAGAGCUGUAUCAGCGCUUUCAGACACAUCCAGAAAAUGGUCUAAGUCAUGCUAAAGCUAAAGAAAAUUUAGAACGUGAUGGCCCAAAUGCUCUCACACCACCCAAACAAACACCCGAAUGGGUGAAAUUCUGUAAGAAUUUAUUCGGUGGUUUCGCCAUGUUAUUGUGGAUUGGUGCUAUUUUAUGUUUUGUGGCCUAUUCUAUUCAGGCCAGUACCAGUGAAGAGCCAUCCGAUGAUAAUUUAUAUUUGGGUAUCGUAUUGUCAGCUGUAGUUAUAGUUACCGGUAUUUUCUCAUACUAUCAGGAAUCAAAAAGUUCAAAAAUUAUGGAAUCUUUCAAAAACAUGGUUCCCCAAUUCGCCACUGUCAUUCGUGAGGGUGAAAAAUUAACUCUCCGCGCUGAAGAUUUAGUCUUGGGCGACGUUGUCGAAGUGAAAUUCGGUGAUCGUAUCCCAGCUGAUAUUCGCAUUAUUGAGGCUCGUACAUUUAAGGUUGAUAACUCAUCGUUGACUGGUGAAUCUGAACCCCAGUCCCGUGGUCCCGAAUUUACUCACGAGAAUCCCUUGGAAACGAAAAAUUUGGCUUUCUUCUCGACGAACGCUGUCGAAGGUACUGCCAAGGGUGUCGUCAUUAGCUGUGGUGAUCACACUGUCAUGGGUCGUAUUGCCGGUUUGGCAUCUGGUUUGGAUACUGGUGAAACACCCAUCGCUAAGGAAAUCCACCAUUUCAUUCAUUUGAUUACCGGUGUGGCUGUCUUCUUGGGUGUGACCUUCUUCGUGAUUGCCUUCAUUUUGGGUUACCAUUGGUUGGAUGCUGUUAUUUUCUUGAUUGGUAUUAUUGUCGCUAACGUACCUGAAGGUCUAUUGGCUACUGUAACUGUGUGCUUGACUCUAACUGCCAAACGUAUGGCUUCGAAGAAUUGUUUGGUUAAGAAUUUGGAAGCUGUCGAAACUUUGGGCUCCACCUCAACCAUUUGCUCCGAUAAGACCGGUACCCUGACCCAGAAUCGUAUGACAGUCGCCCACAUGUGGUUCGACAAUCAGAUCAUUGAGGCCGAUACAACCGAGGAUCAGUCGGGUGUCCAAUACGAUAGAACUAGCCCUGGAUUCAAGGCGCUCUCUCGCAUUGCCACUCUCUGCAAUCGUGCUGAAUUCAAAGGCGGCCAAGAAGGUGUUCCAAUUUUGAAGAAGGAAGUCAGCGGUGACGCCUCAGAAGCUGCUUUGUUGAAGUGUAUGGAAUUGGCCCUCGGCGAUGUCAUGAAUAUCCGCAAGCGCAACAAGAAAUUGGCCGAAAUUCCAUUCAACUCCACCAACAAGUAUCAGGUCUCAAUUCACGAAACCGAAGAUCCCUCAGAUCCCCGUUAUUUGCUCGUCAUGAAGGGUGCCCCCGAACGUAUCUUGGAACGCUGCUCCACCAUUUUCAUCAACGGCAAGGAAAAGGUCUUGGACGAAGAGAUGAAGGAAGCCUUCAACAAUGCCUACAUGGAAUUGGGAGGUUUGGGCGAACGUGUCUUGGGUUUCUGCGACUAUAUGCUGCCAUCCGAUAAAUAUCCCACCGGCUUCAAGUUCAACGUUGACGAUGUUAACUUCCCCAUUGACAAUUUGCGUUUCGUCGGUCUCAUGUCCAUGAUUGAUCCCCCUCGUGCUGCCGUACCCGAUGCCGUUGCCAAAUGUCGUUCGGCUGGUAUUAAAGUUAUCAUGGUUACUGGUGAUCAUCCCAUUACCGCAAAGGCUAUUGCCAAGUCUGUCGGUAUCAUCUCCGAAGGUAAUGAGACUGUUGAAGAUAUUGCCCAACGUUUGAACAUUCCCGUCUCGGAAGUUAAUCCACGUGAAGCCAAGGCUGCCGUUGUACAUGGUGCUGAAUUGCGUGAUGUUAGCAGCGAUCAAUUGGAUGAAAUUUUACGUUAUCACACUGAAAUUGUGUUCGCACGUACCUCACCACAACAGAAAUUGAUUAUUGUUGAGGGUUGCCAACGUAUGGGUGCUAUUGUGGCUGUAACUGGUGAUGGUGUCAACGAUUCACCUGCUUUGAAAAAGGCUGAUAUUGGUGUUGCUAUGGGUAUUGCCGGUUCCGAUGUGUCGAAACAGGCCGCUGACAUGAUCUUGUUGGAUGAUAACUUUGCCUCCAUUGUCACCGGUGUUGAGGAAGGUCGCUUGAUUUUCGAUAACUUGAAAAAAUCUAUUGCUUAUACCUUGACCUCCAACAUUCCUGAAAUCUCACCAUUCUUGGCUUUCAUCUUGUGCGAUAUCCCCUUGCCUUUGGGUACCGUUACCAUCUUGUGUAUUGAUUUGGGUACUGAUAUGGUACCGGCCAUUUCUCUUGCCUAUGAGCAAGCUGAGAGUGAUAUUAUGAAACGACAACCCCGAGAUCCUUAUCGUGAUAACUUGGUCAAUCGCAGAUUGAUUUCCAUGGCCUAUGGACAAAUUGGUAUGAUCCAAGCUGCUGCCGGUUUCUUUGUCUACUUUGUUAUUAUGGCUGAGAAUGGUUUCUUGCCAUUGACAUUGUUCGGCAUCCGUAAGAUGUGGGAUUCCAAGGCUGUCAAUGAUUUAACCGAUUCCUAUGGUCAAGAAUGGACCUAUCGCGAUCGCAAAACUUUGGAAUACACCUGCCACACAGCUUUCUUCGUUUCCAUUGUGGUUGUACAAUGGGCUGAUUUGAUCAUUUGCAAGACCCGACGAAACUCCAUUUUCCAACAAGGCAUGAGAAAUUGGGCCUUGAACUUUGGUUUGGUAUUCGAAACCAUUUUGGCUGCCUUCUUGUCAUACUGCCCCGGUAUGGAGAAGGGUCUUCGUAUGUACCCACUCAAACUCGUUUGGUGGUUCCCAGCCAUUCCAUUCAUGUUGGCCAUCUUCAUUUAUGAUGAAACUAGACGUUUCUACUUGCGUCGCAAUCCCGGUGGCUGGUUGGAACAAGAAACCUACUAUUAAACAAAUCAGCAACAAAAAAAUACCAACAAAAA